GUGUGAGGUGUGUCUGCACCUGGGAGGGCGGGACUCCGGACUUGUCUCCAACCCAAACUCCGACCUGUUUUCAGAGGACUCUCUGCCAUCCUGUGUGUGUGACAUAAAGAAAAGUCUGUCAUUCAGCCGCCUCCACCCGCCAGCACCAUGCCCGCGACUGCAGAGGCCCACUCCGUCACCAUCCCCACCAACCGCAACUGCACCAUAGAGAUCACCAACAUCAGCUCCGUCUACUGCCUCGUCAACCCAAAGGUGCACAUGGAAAGCGGCUUCGUCUUCAACCCCCCCCAGCCGACCGUGCGCACCACCAUCACCGAGGUGUGCUCUUUCACCAAGGACGACAACACGGCGUCGGGCGCCGUCGGCGUCCUGACCUACGAGAUGUUCGACAUGCGCAACCGCAGCUGCAGCGAGCUGGUCGCCAUCAUGUUCUCGGUGCCGUUCGACUACAACUUCUACAAGAACUGGCUGGGCGUGGGCACGUUUGAGCACACCCGAGCUUGCGACAACAAGCUGUACGAGCACAUGUACAAGGGAAAGGAUUUCACCAACUUUGUGCGCCAGGAGGCCAACGGCUCCGGGGUGACGUUCAAGGGGAAGAUGGUGGACGUGAGGGCCUGCAUGUCCAACGAGGGCAAGGCCAUGAUCAAACUGGAACUGUAUGACAAGAUGGGCAGAUGAGAUGUUGGUUAGGAGUGCAUUGGUGUGGAACACAUAGUACGAUGAGCACAGUUGACGCAGAUGUUCUGGAAAACCUAUAUACAAUGUCUGUCAUUCAUGUCACAUAUGGGUGCUUUAAAUAAAUAAAAAACAAUGUACUGCAAAGGA
Molecule: messenger RNA, 828 nt
Organism: Etheostoma spectabile (orangethroat darter)
Lineage: Eukaryota; Metazoa; Chordata; Actinopteri; Perciformes; Percidae
Product: DELTA-stichotoxin-Hmg2b
Exons: 3
Coding region: 148-681 (177 amino acids)
Biological process (GO): monoatomic cation transport; cytolysis in another organism; pore complex assembly
Cellular component (GO): pore complex
Molecular function (GO): channel activity
Source: RefSeq, a predicted model, not a curated record